Messenger RNA from Osmia bicornis bicornis, 3450 nucleotides. It is a transcript of the gene Hiscl1, whose product is annotated as glycine receptor subunit alpha-2. The transcript is spliced from 9 exons. Bases 283 to 1569 code for a protein of 428 amino acids. NCBI's taxonomy places the organism in Eukaryota, Metazoa, Arthropoda, Insecta, Hymenoptera, Megachilidae. Gene Ontology annotation, biological process: chemical synaptic transmission; signal transduction; chloride transmembrane transport. The record is from RefSeq and is a predicted model, not a curated record. Gene Ontology annotation, cellular component: neuron projection; membrane; synapse. Gene Ontology annotation, molecular function: neurotransmitter receptor activity; extracellular ligand-gated monoatomic ion channel activity; chloride channel activity.
AAAGUCGUUUCAAGAAGUCAGUCGACGGUUGCACGUCCUCGCGAUUCGGGGAUUAACGAUCAGCAAAAGGCGAAGGGAUUGGACAACGAACAGAGAGGGAGAGAAAGAUAGAGCUCGGUUUCCUUCGAAGAAUCUUUUUUUUUUCUUUCUUUUCUUUAUCUCUUCCGCUCAUUUCCGUUCCACGCACUGGUUACACGCGCUCACCUUUGUUACUUCUCACCGACUCUUGAUUCCUUCCGCUUCUGGUACGAAGAAGAUGCGCUGAGGAGACGUCGACGAAAGAUGUCGAUGGACGAGGCACAUGGAGGCGGCAUGGUUUCCGCAAUUCUUUCCUCGGUCGUACUUCUUCUCCUGCUCGGACGCACCGCGGAUGCUCAGCGGAGUUUGGAGUUCUUCGAUCUCUUACCGGAAGAUCCUAAGCUCUAUGAUAAAAUGCGACCGCCUAAGAAAGAUGGACAAGCGACCGUCGUUUACUUCCACGUAACCGUCAUGGGACUUGACUCGAUAGACGAGAAUUCAAUGACCUACGCUGCUGACAUAUUCUUCGCUCAAACUUGGAAAGAUAACAGGCUGCGAUUACCAGAAAACAUGACAUCCGAAUAUAGAUUGCUGGAGGUAGACUGGUUGAAGAAUAUGUGGCGACCAGAUUCCUUCUUCAAGAACGCGAAGUCAGUGACUUUUCAAACGAUGACUAUACCGAAUCACUAUUUGUGGCUGUACAAAGACAAGACUAUUUUAUACAUGGUCAAAUUGACAUUGAAACUCUCUUGUGCCAUGAAUUUCCUUAUCUACCCUCACGAUACACAGGAAUGUAAGCUACAGAUGGAAAGCCUGUCGCACACGACGGAUGAAAUGAUCUUCCAGUGGGAUCCUGACGUGCCACUCGUCGUCGACGAGAACAUCGAGCUGCCGCAGUUGCAACUGGUUAAGAAUUACACAGCCGAUUGCACCCAGGUCUAUUCGACCGGUAACUUCACUUGCCUCGAGGUAGUGUUCGUCUUAAAGCGUAGACUUGGCUACUACCUGUUUCAUACUUACGUUCCCACUUGCUUAAUCGUCAUUAUGUCGUGGGUGUCCUUUUGGAUAAAACCGGAAGCAGCGCCAGCGAGGGUAACACUUGGCGUAACAUCCCUCCUCACUCUUUCGACCCAACACGCGAAGAGUCAAGCGUCACUACCACCCGUGUCGUAUCUAAAGGCCGUCGAUGCGUUCAUGUCCGUUUGCACGGUGUUCGUGUUCAUGGCGUUGAUGGAGUAUUGCCUGGUAAAUAUCGUCCUCGGCGAUUCGGAUCCACCGGCGGCAAAGCCGGCGCCUCCUCCUGCGCCGCCAUCCUCCAGUGGCACGGAUACCGCAAAGCUCGACAAAAUCUUCGACAUUGCCACUAAGGAGAACGCAAUGUUGUUAUCCGGUCGAUCGCAGAAAUCAACCGGACCACCGCCAGGGCCUACACCUGCCCAAAGGGCGCGAAUGCGUGCCCUGAACAUCGAUCGAGUUUCACGGGUCUUUUUCCCCUUCCUAUUCGCUGUUCUGAACGUCACCUAUUGGAUCAUGUUCGCCGAGUACAUUUAAACAUUCAAGGAGCACCCGAUCGCGACUUCCUCAACGAGCUCGAUGAAAAGAAGCUGACGUUACCGGAAGGGGAUAAUGAAAAAUGCGACAAGACGUUACCGAAAGAAGACACAAACUUUACGAUUCUGAUCGCGGAAUGUUUUUUUAAGGACAUCGUGUAAGGGUAUGAAUGGAAUGGAUACACUGAUCGUGAUGGUGUAUUUUUAGGAGAUCGUUUGACGAUCAAUCGUUUUCGAUGACGAGCGCUGAUCCAGGCUGUUGAUAGAAUUAAAGAAUCGUCGAGAACAGAGGGAUUUAAUUAAGAUUUGUGUUGGAGAAUAUUGGUGUAAUCAGAAAGGGAACGAUUAUUAAUUGAUCGACAUUUCUGAUAUGCAAAGUUGCAAUGUGAUAAAGGAAUAAUUGAAAAUAUUUGUUUUUAUUAGGAAGGGUAAAGGAUAGGUAUUGCUCAAAAACAUUGACGGAGAAAUUCGAAGAUUAAUUCGCGGUAACACUUUAGCACUUUCAAUUCAAUACUAUGUUACCAAAAACUAGAUAAUUAAAAAUUUAUAUAAACUAAGGAAUAAAAAAUGCGAUAUGAUGAACGAGAUUUGAAUUGAACGUUAUUAUCGAUAAAUAAAAUGAAAAGUGUAGAUAAAUCUCAAAUGAAUUAUUAUUGUUAAUAAAAGACGUAGUUAAAUUAAAUUGAUUAGGAAUUGAGAUUUCAAAUAACUCCGAGCGAAUUUCACUUGAAAAGUGAACGCUUAAAAUGAAAUUGUUUAAUGGUGAUUAAAAUUAAGUACAAUUAUGCUCGAUCGAAUUUCAGAACAUAUUUUUCAGCGUAUUAUUCUUUAAGUACUCGUUUUCUUUAUAAUUGUAUCAUUAUCUUCAACGUAUCCUUACUACAAAGAGAACGUGAUACUUCAUGUAUUAUAAUAAAAAUCGUCUUCGGCUCAUUAAUUUAACGUUAUAAAAAAUUUCAGUUAUUUAUAAAUCAUAAACUUGUUUAUCGAAUCGUAAAUUGAAAAAUAGAUAUCAAAGGAGGAAAAACAAAGAAUCCAAAUUGUAAUCACUGACAACUAUCGUUUCGGUGUUUAAUCCUCUUAAUUACGAGCGAGAGCAAUAAAACAAAAGAAAAAAAAGCUUGUGUAGUUUAACGAGUACUACAAAUUGUAUAAAUAUCAAAAAUUCACAUUAUUAUCGAAGCAUAAUAAGUGAAACUGUCGAACUGUCUAAACGUGUGGUUCGGUCCUUUUAACAAAUAAUUACUUGAAGAUUUACUAUUAAUUUAAUUGAAAUUUAUGAUAAUUAAACUUGUUAAGAAACAAAGUUGCAACUGCUAAAACAAGCAUCGGCAAUAAUCUUUGUCAAAUAGACCUAAAUGUUGGUUAUACAGUUGGCCCCCAAUAUCUGCGAUGUCAGUGAUGGGCAACUGUGCCCUUUUGAGAAUGGGGAAUGGCCAAGAGAAAGAAUGAUACAGUAUAUUAUAAAUGUACAGUGUAGUGUGCAGUGCAUUUCAUUAUUACUUUAUUUAAUGAUAAUAAUGUCCUUUAAUUAAGUUUCCCUAUAUUUCACUGAGAAUCCUCAUUUUUCUUCCGUCACCACAACUUAAUGAUAAAAUAAAAUAUCAUCGUUUAUUUAACAUGUUUCGUACUGCAAAAUAUUUAAUCCCUCGGGUAGAAAAUAUGCUUCUAAAAUAUUAGCUCGAAAUUCAUGUAAAUAAUAAAAUUAGAGCACUUUUUGUUCCGCAGUGCGUGAGCCUUAAAAAGGUAAUGAAGGGACAUUUGAUCGAACGGUAUGAAUAUUGUAUAUAAGCUUUCAUCAUUUAAAACUUUUAUUUAGGACUACAUAAUACUAAUUAUCGCUCUGUAAAAUAAACGUCUGUUUGCUUUCAUUUUUAUUCAA